Molecule: messenger RNA, 435 nt
Organism: Aspergillus oryzae RIB40
Lineage: Eukaryota; Fungi; Ascomycota; Eurotiomycetes; Eurotiales; Aspergillaceae
Exons: 3
Coding region: 1-435 (144 amino acids)
Source: RefSeq, a predicted model, not a curated record
AUGUCUCCCUUAGCGACUUUAAGAAGAUCCAGGCCCAGAUGCAGGGUCAACAUGUGCCAGAGGAGAAGAAAAAGGAAGAGAAACAAAAGACAGCGGAGGAGAUCAAGAAGGAAGCCGAGAAGAAGGAUGAAGAGAAGAAGGAUGAAAAGGAGGAGGCUCAAGGCCAUGAGCUUAUCUUUAAAAAGAUCCACAAGAAGGAGGGCAAGAAGGAGGACAAGAAGAAGGGCAAGAAGGAGGACAAGAAGGAGAAGAAAGACGACAAAAAAAAGGAGAAGAAGGAAGCCGAUUAUGAUGAUGCGCAUGCAGGUGUUCUCAAGAAAGUCGAGUCCUACAAGUACCCUAUCCGCAAAGUUGAACGAGAAGGUUGUGGUAUCAAAACUAGGUCUUGGUGCGGGAAUCACAUAUGCCACCGUGUGUGCUAUGGGACCUGAGUAA